ACGGCCUGGCUCGGAAAGCACCUAGCCGGCCGGAGCCCCACCGGCGCUUGCCGCUGGGCACCUCUGCCACCUAUUUAUAUCACGUACGCCUAGGUCUCUCUCCCUCCAGACACGCACUCUCCCCUCCUUCAACUAGCGCUUUGCGGCCGUUGGUCCUCCCCUCGAUCCAGUUCCUCACCUCACCACACCAAGAGCGCAACCCACCGCGUCUCCCCUUCCUCUAAUCUUCCAAUUCCAACCAUCCCUUCUCUCCCCUCCUCAGCUCCGAACAGCAGGCAUGGACAACCAGCAGCUCUUUGGUUCCUCCUACGUGGACACGCGUUUCUUCGCGGCCAAUGGCACGGCGCAGCGGGAGAGCCAGCCGAAGGCUCGGCGCAGGCGGCGGAGGGCCGCGAGAUGCGGCGGAGGGGAUGGUAACGGCUGGGAGAUGGACGGAGGAGGGGACCCCAAGAAGCGGCGGCUCACCGAUGAGCAGGCGGAGAUGCUGGAGCUGAGCUUCCGGGAGGAACGCAAGCUGGAGACCGGCCGGAAGGUGUAUCUGGCCGCCGAGCUCGGGCUCGACCCCAAGCAGGUCGCCGUGUGGUUCCAGAACCGCCGGGCGCGCCACAAGAGCAAGACGCUCGAGCAGGAGUUCGCCAGGCUCAAGCACGCCCACGACGCAGCCAUCCUCCACAAAUGCCACCUCGAGAACGAGGUGCUGAGGCUGAAGGAGAAGCUGAGAGCGACUGCGGAGGAGGUGCAGCGCCUCAGGUCGGCAGCUGGGAUCCACGCCAAUGGCGGAGACUCCGCUGGCGCCGUUAGCGUGUGCGGCGGGAGCCCGGGCUCAUCCUUCUCGACGGGAACCUGCCAGCAGCAUCCGGGUUUCAGCGGGGCAGACGUGCUGGGGCGGGACGAUGACCUGAUGAUGUGCGUCCCCGAGUGGUUUUUCGCAUGAAUUAGCUAGAGUUUAUGGUGGCUAUGCCGAUAGCAGCGUGUUCGAGUGUUUUUUAAUUAGCAUGAAAUAAAAUCUCCCACAAAAUAGGCGCUAUAGCUGCUCGGGAGCCUCGCCGCUACGCUAUGGCUGCCGCCGCCAAAUCCUCCACAAAUCCCUCCAAAGGGCUUCAGAAUCAGCAAAAACCUCUAGAAAUCAUCUGUCCCGCCGGAAAAGUUGUUGCUAUUUGCCGCGAUUGUCUGCUAUGCGGCCGCUAUAGCUGCUGAGAGUGGCCGCCCCUAAAUCCUUUCUCCGGCGAUUUUAAUCUUUGGUUUUUAGUCUGUAUAUAUGGGGUGAUUUGAAAUUGACACGAGCUGGACAUCAACUACAUGCUGAUCGAUUACUAUUCUAGUUAGCCAUAGUUUUAAUUAUUAAUUAAGUUGGGACGAUCUCUAUGCGUGCGUGCUGUUUAAUUAUGUAUGGAGAGUGUUGAUUAAUGGCAAAAGCUUGCAAGCUAGCAAGUGUAGUACUGGUCGCUCUCUUGAAGAUCAGAGAUGAUGUGUAUAUGUUAUCAUUUGA
Triticum urartu is the source of this 1489-nucleotide messenger RNA. RefSeq names its product homeobox-leucine zipper protein HOX14. The record is from RefSeq and is a predicted model, not a curated record. NCBI's taxonomy places the organism in Eukaryota, Viridiplantae, Streptophyta, Magnoliopsida, Poales, Poaceae. Gene Ontology annotation, cellular component: nucleus. Gene Ontology annotation, molecular function: DNA-binding transcription factor activity, RNA polymerase II-specific; sequence-specific DNA binding. Gene Ontology annotation, biological process: positive regulation of DNA-templated transcription.